Molecule: messenger RNA, 3310 nt
Organism: Lutra lutra (Eurasian river otter)
Lineage: Eukaryota; Metazoa; Chordata; Mammalia; Carnivora; Mustelidae
Gene: NHEJ1
Product: non-homologous end joining factor 1
Exons: 8
Coding region: 89-1207 (372 amino acids)
Biological process (GO): double-strand break repair via nonhomologous end joining
Cellular component (GO): DNA ligase IV complex; nucleus
Molecular function (GO): DNA end binding
Source: RefSeq, a predicted model, not a curated record
CCUGAGCACAUUUUAAAUUUCUGCCCCAAACAGGACAAAAAACAAUCAUGCAGUUUGAGAGUUUUGAGCUCCCAGGCUUUCCGAAGCGAUGGGCCAGGAUAAUCAACCCAAUUUGGGGCACUCUUACAAGACGUAUGGCAGAGCGCCUACAGAGGACAGAAGGGCUUGGCGGCUUCACUUCUUUACUUGCAUUUGUGACCUUUUGCAACGUGGAACUCUAGUGAGGGGGAGCUUAAUCAUUCCAAGAUCCCCUGCCUGUGGGACCAGCACGUGGCAAGGGACUGAUGUCCCAUCCUCCAAAGGCAAGAUGGAGGAGUUGGAGGAAGGCCUGCUGAUGCAGCCGUGGGCCCGGCUAGAACUUGCUGAGAACUCCCUCCUGGCCAAGGCGUAUAUCACCAGACAGGGGUAUGCCUUGCUGGUUUCAGAUCUCCAGCAGGUGUGGCAUGAACAGGCAGACGCUUGUGUGGUCAGCCAACGAGCCAAGGAGCUGAACAAGCGGCUGACUGCCCCGCCUGCGGCUUUACUCUGUCAUCUGGAUGAGCUGCUCCGCCCGUUGUUGAAGGACACUGCUUGCCCCGGCAAAGUUAGCUUUGUCUGUGACCAUGUGGGCGAGGCACUGAUACUGCGGGUGCGCAGUGAGCUCUCAGGUCUCCCCUUUUAUUGGAAUUUCCACUGCAUCCUAGCUAGCCCUUCCCUGGUCUCCCAGCAUCUGAUUCGUCCUCUCAUGGGCAUGAGUCUGGCCUUGCAGUGCCAAGUGAGGGAGCUAGCAACCAUGCUUCGUAUGAAAGAUCUAGAGAUCCAGGACUACCAGGAGAGUGGAGCUGUGCUGAGCCGAGAUCGGUUGAAGACAGAGCCAUUUGAAGAAAAUUCCUUCUUGGAACAAUUUAUGGUAGAGAAACUACCAGAGGCAUGCAGUGUAGGUGACGGAAGACCCUUUGUCAUGAACUUACAGAGUCUGUAUAUGGCGGUCACCAGACAAGAGAUCCAAGUGAGACAGAAACAUCCGGGCAGCGGAGAUCCUCAGCUCUCAAGCAGCACCUCCCCACAAGGGACUGAAAACCAACUUCUGAACGAGCCAGAAGAGCCGGUCUCCUCGGCGCCAUCCCUCCCAGUGCCCGAGAAAGAGCCCACAGGUCCUUCAGGCCCUGUGCAGAGACCUCGGCUGUCAAAGGUCAAGAGGAAAAAGCUAAGGGGGCUCUUCAGUUAGCCCAUCACUGUCUCGACUGCUAAGGAUGGACUAGAAGAGCUUCCUCGUGUCACCUUGAGAGGAGCUCCCAUGGCAGCAACAUCUGUGACACGGAAUUAUAUAGUCAGAGCACCACCACCACCCCCCCACCACAAGGCUGAGAUAACAGAAGUUCACACGGACAGGCCUGGGUACUCUUAACCCCCGGGGAAUCUUGGCUCCACCCAUUGGGCACUGGCCUUCCCUAGCCGAGUGGAAGCCAGCUUCCGAGAGUCCCAGACCUUCCUCUCUUUUGUUGGAGGUUCUCCAGACCCAGGAUCCUACCGUGGACUCUAAGCACAGAGGCCAAGUCAGCAAAAAGGCACAAUGCUCUCAGGAAGCCUUGUCCACCUUUCUCAAGAGCCCCUAGCCAACCCCAGGUGCUCCUCAGAGACCCACUUCUCUCUUAAGCAUGGAAUAAAAAGCACUCACACUCCCCUGCUUUCAAGAUUGCUUAUUCUGGGGAACACAGAACCAACUUCUUUCGCUCUACUGGGCUCCACCCACUGUUGUCUCUAGAUGAAGUUCAGGCCCUCGAUCUGCUCCUUCAGAUUCUUCUCAUGCUUCUCUUGUUGUGGCCUGUGCUAAGCCUCCAUUUGGGACCUUUGAUCUUGAGAACUCUCUCCAUGGUGGGCACAACACAGCACAGAUCGCUGCCGCUCUCCUUUGCCCAACAUCAUGUAGGGUGUUUUAUUGUUUUGGGGGGAUUUUUGUCUGUUUCCAAGGCAUAGACAACAGACUAAACCACAGUCUGGGAUAAAAAUUAUAAAGAGCUCCGAGCACAAGGGCUGAGGUAGUUUCCCACUGGAGUGGGAGAGAUUUCAUGCCACUUCAAAUAACAUGACAACUAGGAAAACUUGAAAAGGUAGGACGGCAGGGAGCAGGAAUGGGCACACAGUUCUCUGGGACAACGGAACUGGCCUAGAGCAUGAACAGCACCUUAGCAGGAAGAAGGGCAAAGUUUCUAUGAGGUAGGCAGCAUCCUAGGGAGAAAGUCAACUCUUUGGACAGAUCGGGCAAGACUUAGCAUCCCAUGAUUGGCAAAGUCCCUUGGGCUUUCCGGCUAGGUUCUCCUUACUAGGUAAGACCCUCUGAAACACGACUUCGGAGAGACAGGAAGGAAAGUCGAGCUCAGAUGUUCAUGGGGAGCUGUCGGGUGGAGGGAGGCAUCGGGGCAGGACCCACGGACGCCUCGCCUGGUUUGUUUACUUAUCAUGGUCAAAUGCCUUCCCAUCCCCACGCCUUCCCUGUCUGGGACAGGUGUUUCUGUCCUUACGUCAGGUCAUGGGAAGAGGACAACCCAAGCAAUAAUAAAAUAAUAAUGAUUAUAAGGAGAACAGCACAGAUAUAAGCAGCUAACAGGUACUAAGCAGUUAAUGCACACCAGGUGCCCUGAUAAGCGCCUCACGUUGAAUCCUCACAGCAUCAGAGAGGGAAGAUACUGUUCACCCACUUGGAAAUAGAGUCUGGAAGCGAUUAAGUGACUUAUCAAAGGUCACACAGCUAAUAAGUAACAGCCAGCAUUUAAACGGAGACUGCUGAGCUCUUAGCCGCGUGUAUGCACUGACCAACGUCUCUGUUCUCCGGAAAGGGUGUUAGGCCUUCUUUCUUUCUUCAGCUGUGACCCUCCUUCUCCUAAGGCCCUGCCUCCUUUCAGGAGGAUCUCCUGGUUGCCACUGGCUCCUCACAGCGGGAGGCUCUCAGUACUCCAGGGGCCCCAUGCUUUCACCCGACCAGGAAAGUCUAUGGGCUCCCCCAGGGCUCGUUCCCAGGCACCACCAAUAACGGCUUCUGGACCACAGCACCCUAAGAUGCGCCCCACCAUCCGGACUGUCAUCGAAGUGAACUGGGGACUAUGUACAAACAAGUCCUCAGGUGGCUCACUCUGUUCCCUGGUUUCUUUUUGGCAUAAUUUAGACAAGCCAGAUUCCGGUAUCGAUGAGGUAUGAGACCACAAGGAAAGUGGGAAGACUUCCCCAGCAAGCUGAGUCGGGGGGGAAUAAGGGUUCUUCACCUUGGAUAAUCCCUCUGUGUUAAGACCACGGUGUCAAGAGCAUGCAUUUUUUUUUUAAGAUAUUUUUUAUU